AUGGGUGGAACAGUGGUAGAUGGACCGUCGGUCACGAUGAGCUUUGCCAACAACUUCUGGGGCAAAGAUGACGCUGGAGUCGACCCUUUGCUUCAGCGAAUGCAUAAUGCAAAGCAAACCUGUGACGAAUUGAAGUCAUUCUACACUGCUCGUGCUGCAAUCGAGGAUGAGUAUGCCCGAAAAUUACUUUCUCUGUCGCGCAAACCAUUGGGAUCCCAGGAGUCUGGAACACUUCGAGCUUCGUUAGAUGUCCUUCGAGGGGAGGUUGAGGCAAUGGGAAAGUCACAUCAGAGUAUUGCUGGUCAAAUGAAGACAGAACUCGAGGAGCCGCUGGCGGCAUUUGCAGGUGCUAUGAAAGAGCGUAGAAAGAUUGUACAAGGUGGCAUUGAAAAGCUAUUGAAAGUUAAGGUCCAGCAGACUCAGAGUGUCAAUAAGACUCGAGACAGAUAUGAGCAAGAAUGCUUGAAGAUCAAGGGAUAUCUCGCACAAGGUCAUAUGGUCAUGGGCCAAGAAGAGCGGAAGAACAAGGCGAAGCUAGAAAAGACUCAGAUCAACCUCGCGACGUCGAAUACCGAGUACGAAAAUGCAGUCAAGGCACUCGAGGAGACAACCGUCAGAUGGAACAGAGACUGGAAGGCUGCCGCAGACAAAUUUCAAGACUUGGAAGAAGAGCGAUUGGACUUCAUAAAAAGCAGUCUGUGGAGCUUUGCGAAUAUUGCUUCGACCGUAUGUGUCAGCGAUGAUGCCUCCUGCGAGAAAGUCCGACUAUCACUUGAGAAUUGCGAGGUCGAAAAAGAUAUUGCUUCUUUCAUUAAAGACCGAGGAACUGGCCAAGAGAUUCCGGAUGCACCGAAGUAUAUCAACUUCUGCCGAGGAGAUGUCAGUGAUACACAAUCUGAAGUAUCGGAGGACGAAAGCUACUCUGUUGCCCAAUUCCCACGCACAAUAAAUCCUGCAUAUCGAAGUUCAUCCCCACAACCAUCCACUUACGAAUCGCACCAUGAUCCUCAUUCUCUUAUUGCCCGAGAAUUAGGUCACGAUCCUGGAACUCCACCAAGCCGUGAAGCCACCAUGACACCCCAAAAAGGUCUGGCGGACAGAUCAAAGCACGCCCGAGUUGAGGAUUAUCAGGCCCCACCUCCAAGACAAGACAGUGAAGAACCACCACAAUCUUCAAGACAGCCUCAGCUAGAGUAUGAGGCCAAGCCAAGACAACCACAACUUGACUACGAGCGCCCCCAGUCCCGACAACAGCAGAAUGGUGGUCAAUUACAGGCGAGACAGCCACAAUCAUCUCACCAGAAUAAGCAGUCUCGACAACCCCAACUGGACUACCAGCCUCAGUCUAGGCAAGCACCUCAACAAAGACAGGCCCAACUUGGUCAAGCUCAGCCCGGUAGAAUAUCUUACGAACAGGCACAACAUGGACCUUUGGCUCCUGUUCCUCAUGAUCCAUACCCAAUGGACGGAAUGACUAUGUUGUGUCGGACAGGCCCGCCCUCUGAGAGAAGUUCAGCACACAGUCCAGUCAGACCAUCGAGCGCAGACUCGGCCAGCGAAUACUCCAAUCCAACCUCAUUCUCGAGCCAAGAGCCUCCAAGCGGAAAGACUUCACCAACUAAGCAAGUAGCACCGCCUCCGGAGAAACAAGUCUUGAAGAAAAAAAGUGGUUUCUUCCAGAGUCACAGCCCUUUCAGACGCAAGAGCAACAAAGAGAAAGAUAGCGCCAUGACUCCGUCCAGUCGCAAUACUUGGUCGGCUAGUCGCACAACGAAUCAAUCGACACCGUCCAGGCGACCUCAACUGUAUGGUCAAGACUCUCAGAAUAUGAUCAGCGACAGACCUAGCGGUAGUCCUGAGCCAAUUGAUCCCCGUGCGAGUUUUCAACUGAACGUAGGUAACAACGUCUUCGACGUCGCGACACCAGAGGCAAAGAAAAAAUCUCAGAACGAUUUUGCCCAGCAGGAGGAGAAUCUAGAUCCGAUUGCACAGGCUCUUGCUGAGUUGAAAGGUGUUACGAAAGCAUCGUCAACCCGAGUAUCUGCAGAUAACUAUCAUGGAGUUCCUACACCAGCUCCAGGAUCCGCCCCAGCCUCAAGGCCAGGAGCAGCUCUUGUUGCCAAUGGGGCCUUGAUGGCAGGAAUGCGUGGUACUCCCCCACCAUCUUAUGACCAACCAGUCUCGAGGCUCGGAGCCCCACAACCAGCCUUCACAUCCAAGGCAAUGCAACAAACUCGACAGAAGUAUGUUGAUCAAACUCAAAACAUGUUCAACUCGCAAGCUAGACCAGGCUCACAGGCUGGAGGUUAUGGUUCAGGAUCGCACUCUCGCCCAGGGACCAGAGGAAGUGAUAUGCCACGAGCUACUUCCCCUGCUCCUCCACGAAGUGUGUCGCCUAGGCCAAACAUGCAAGUAGACAGUAGGCAAACAUAUCGAUCAGUAUCUCCCAACCCAUACGGUGGUAGCCAGCGUAAUCGUGCUCAAUCAGCUGCACCUCAAAAUCGUGGUUCAGAUCAGGCAUAUUACCGCCACAACUCGCCUGGUGAUGUCGCUCGUGCUGUGUCACCAGCUCCAUUCCGCGAACAGGAGAGGCCGAGCAGUAGCCAUGUAGGGAAUGACAUGUCUAUGCAAAUGCAACUUGCUCCCGCUGGUGAUGAGGGCUAUGGUUCGCAAAACGGACGAGGAAGCCGAGCUGGUGGUUCUGCUAGUUCUCGGGCAAUGAGUUAUUACGGCGGCAGUCAAGGAGAACAACAGCUCGCUGCCCGCAGCCGGAGCAAGAGUGUUGCGGAUGUGAGACAAUUCAGUAGAGAUGGACGACCUAUAAUGCAUUUUGCUCGUGCUAUGUAUAUGUACCAAGCUGCAAUUCCAGAAGAAUUGAGCUUUGCGAAAGGAGAUAUUCUUGCAGUGCUCAGACUUCAAGAUGACGGUUGGUGGGAAGCUGAGGUAACAGGAAAGAAUGGAAGACCUGGUCUAGUACCAAGCAACUACCUUCAGAACUGUUGA
Molecule: messenger RNA, 3003 nt
Organism: Mollisia scopiformis
Lineage: Eukaryota; Fungi; Ascomycota; Leotiomycetes; Helotiales; Mollisiaceae
Exons: 4
Coding region: 1-3003 (1000 amino acids)
Biological process (GO): cytoskeleton organization
Cellular component (GO): cell division site; cytoplasm; cytoplasmic side of plasma membrane
Molecular function (GO): protein binding; phospholipid binding
Source: RefSeq, a predicted model, not a curated record